Eriocheir sinensis (Chinese mitten crab) is the source of this 3551-nucleotide messenger RNA. RefSeq names its product 26S rRNA (cytosine-C(5))-methyltransferase nsun-1-like. Gene Ontology annotation, molecular function: rRNA (cytosine-C5-)-methyltransferase activity. The record is from RefSeq and is a predicted model, not a curated record. Gene Ontology annotation, biological process: rRNA base methylation; maturation of LSU-rRNA. Bases 174 to 1856 code for a protein of 560 amino acids. Lineage: Eukaryota; Metazoa; Arthropoda; Malacostraca; Decapoda; Varunidae. Gene Ontology annotation, cellular component: nucleolus. The transcript has 11 exons.
GAUGGACUCGCCAGACUCACGGAGGGACAAAUUGCUUUUAAGGAAAACAAUCUCCAUGCUAAGAGGCGGCGGCGCGGGGUGACAGGGGCCGCUUGCGUAAUGGGGCGGGUCGGGCCACUUCAAGCACAGCCAUUGCCAAUCUUCAGGUCACAGGUCACCUUGAGUGCAGCAGAAUGCCCCAGUACAGAUCAAGAGGUCAGUCGAGGUCAUUCCUACAAGGUCAAGGUCGAAGAGGAGGUCAGUGGUUCCAAUCCCAGCCCAAGGUCAGGUCAGGGGUCGCCUGGGGUCACAGGAGGGCUGGGGUCACACGGGAUGUCUCCGGCCAGCAGGUCCUCCACUACAAGGCACUCAGGACCAAGAGAGAAUGGUACCUCUUCAAGAGAAAGAUGCAGUUUGAAAUUGAUAAACUGGAUGACCUCAUUCAAGACUUUGGUUCCCUCCUUGACAAGCCCUUCACCAAACCUGCCUCACCCCUUGGCUGCAGCCUGUACCUGCCAGGGCCUCACAAUGAAGGGCCUCAAAAGACCCUCAAGGAGCUGUCAGAGGAGAGUGGGCUGAGCCUGGAUAUGCUGGGCUGCAUGACCCAGGUGAUGAGCAGGCAGGAAGCAGCACGCACUUUUGAGGCCAUUGCCUUCAUGCCGCCAGUCACCUUCCUCCGGAUAAACACACUUAAGACCAGCCCCAAGAGAGUGUGGGAGGAGCUGGUGGAAGGCGAUGUGAAUGCCUGGCUCCCACGCUGGUCCAACAUCACCAUGCUGGCCGCGGGAGACCCCAAUGACCCGUGUCCCCUCAUCAGGAACUUGUUAGCCGAGGGACAGUGCUCCAUGCAGAGGGAGAGGCAGUGGCAGGAAAUAACUAUUCCCCUCAAGAAGAGUGAGGAGCAUCCUGAGCACCUCAGAAACAAGGGCACAGGCUUGAAUGCUCCACCCAACACACUGGAGAGGCUGUCCUUGUUCUACAGUGCACAUGGGAGCAUAAGUUCUCUGUUGCUGAUGGUGUUGGCAGCCAAGGACGGAGAGGAUGUGCUGGAGCUGUGUGCCACCAACUCAGGCAAGACACCACAUAUAGCGGCUAUGCAGAUGAACUCCGGAAGGAUUGUAGCAAACACUUUACAGGCACAAGAGGUGGAGGCAAUGAUGGAGUCCAACGAGCGUCAUGAUGUUAGAAACUGUGUCAUCACCAACAUUGAGCCGUCACUCCUGGCCAAGCAGCAAAGAAGCACCUUCCACAGGGUGCUGGUGGAUGCCCCGAGCUCAGGCGUAGGGAUAGUGCGCCUGGCUCCCGGAGCAAGGGUGUGUCAGACAGCCAAGGAACUCAACUACAUAUCAAUGCAGCAAAAACAGCUACUACUUAAUGGAGCAGACUGUGUCAAGAAAGACACACUCCAGAAUUCCUAUUUGGUUUACACAACAUGCUCAACCCUGGUUGAGGAGAAUGAAGCAGUAGUGCAACAUCUAUUGGAAAACAGACCACAGUUCAGACUGGUGCCCACUAGCCUAGACAUUGGCCAUCCUGGAGUCCUGCAUUAUAAAUCACAAAUCUUUCACGAGGACAUGGGAUACACUCAAAGAAUAUACUGCCACCAGUACCACAUGGAUGGGGCCUUCAUAGCAAAAUUAGCGCAUGAAAGUAAUGUGAAUGUCUUUGAGACUUCUGCAACACAGAAGCUGAUCCAGAAACAAGCAGAGCACAAAGCAGACCAGAACACCAAUAUGUCUUCCAGUAAUGAAAAGGAUAAAGCUAAACACACUCCUGCCAAGACUAAGUUUAAGAAAGGGUCUCUUGAAUGGCUCAAGCACACAUUCAUGGGUGAUGAGAAGAUUGACGAAGACUACAGUGACGAGGACUACUGCUAGGAGCCCCAAGAUGAAGUAUCAUGUUGUCUGUAAACUAAGGAGAGCAGUGUUGUAGUGUUUGGCAGUUGAGGAAGAGGCAUUUAUGGAGUGUCCAGUUUUAGGCCUAUUUUCUUAUACUUUAUUUAAUUCCUCUUUUUCCUUGAUAAUGAAGUCAUUACGGAUAGAAGAUACUUACUCACAUAUUCUUUACACACUCAAUUUGAAUACUUUCCUUCUCCGACGUAAAAUGCCUCCUAUUUGAAAGUUUUCUUCACAUUUUUUUUCAAUAAGAUGGUAUCCUAGUGUAAAAUAUCUGGUUAUUGGUUUUGGAUUUUUGUUAUAUAUGUAAAGGAAAGAAUUCAACCUGCUAGCUGAGUACCCCAGGUAUUCAUUAUAUGCGAGGGUUACGUUCUGCAAAAAGCUCGCAUAAUGUGAAUUUGCAUAUAUCGAACCUAUCAUCCUAUUAAUUAUAAGGGGUUAUGUUCCACGACCCGUUUUCGAACCUUCUAACUAUCUAUUCUGGCGACGUUUCACAAUAAUAAAGCACUAAAGCAACAGUAAAGCACAUUAGUACAGAUAAACUGUAAAAUAUAAUAUGAAAAUACAUACUGGAAUCUCGAACGUUAAGUUAAAAUGUGCAUGUUUUUUCAACUAUAUCACGUACUGUAUAUUCAUAUGUAUUUUGAAUCUUACUGAAGGGAGAUAAGGACAUGGAUAUUAUACUUGAAGUUAUAUGUACCCCAUUCAGGUUUUGCUUCUCCGAGUCUGACAGCCUAGAGCUACUGACUGCUUCCGGGGAGACACACCCAAAGUCUACGAUUGAAGUAGAUAAUUAGCUACCUGAGGAUAAAGUUAAGGUUCAGAGGGAGGAAAAGGUUAAUUAAAGGCAAGGAAAGUGAGGGAAAACAUUUGCACCCACCGCCCUCUAGCGCGAGUUGACCACCAUACCUCACCAACCAGUCACACCAGCACUGCUACUCGCAUAACAGUGAAUUUUUCUCGCAUAAAACGAAUACUUGGCAUAUUUAGGUUAGUCGCAUAUGAGCGAAUUCACAUAUUUCGAACUCACAUAUACCGAAUACCCGGUGUACUUUUUAGUUUUCAAUAAAUAAGUAUUAAACUUAUCUCUUUUCAUCAAUAAUUAUCAAUAAAAAUCAAACUUGUCAUUUGGAAGGCUUGAGUUUGAAUGGUAAGGACUCCAAUCAAUCAAUCAAUCAAAAGAGGCAUACACCAGGGGGAGGGGGGGGAAUGCCUCCCCCACCUGAUGACUCCAACUCUGACCUCCAUGCAGGACACUUACCUAUCCUGAGUACCUCAUGAUAGGAUCCACUGACUUGCUCCAGCUACAAACUUUGUGGGCGUCCCCUUGGCUGCCUCCACUCAAGGUUGUCUCUUACAAAUAACAACCUGGUGGCAGGGUCAAUUUCUGUUCUGUUACUGUUCAUAGACUACGUAAUUAAUAGGUCUUGAUUCAGUAUCAUGAAGUAAAUGCCAAUUUAACACGUAGUCAUUCCAGUGAUACCCCAUGGUUUUAGUGGGCAAUUAUGACCAGUGAUCAAUUGGUGGUAUAACCUCAUUAUGAGAUACAGAGUUUUUAAAGGUUGCAUUUGCUUCAUGUUAUUCUUUUCUUAAUUUAAUGUCCUUAUUUUCCCUUAUGGGGUUGGGUGGGCAAUGAGCCUUAUGCUGGGGGUGCACAGCAUAGGAGAUGGUGGCAAG